UCAACAAGCACAAAGUCAAGGUGUUACAAUGGUGUGUGCUGAAGAUGUACCAUCUGGGUCAUUCCAAUUUCAAAAUGAGGCACGGCUUGUGUCACCAGCAUCAAACCCACAAACAGGUCUGCCAAGCUUGUCAGCUGGUUUCCAGAGUUCUGCUACAUCAUCAGUUAUGCCCCCACAAGGAUCCUCAGAUUUUCAUCAAACAGCACCCAAGACUGUGGAUGUAUCAUCACCAUCGUCAGCAAAACCUUCAACAGAUUCAUCAAGUCAGGAGGCAUCACAUUCAUCAGACACAGACCAGCUAGGGUCAAGUGGCUCAGAUAUAAAAAGUAUAAUGGAAGAAAACCAGAAGCUGAAGGAUGAGAGGACAUGUAAGAUCUGUAUGGAUGAAGAAGUCAGUAUUCUGUUUCUGCCAUGUGGUCACAUGGCUUGUUGUGCAGGUUGUUCUGUUAGUGUCCAGGACUGUCCAAUCUGUCGAGCUGAUAUUGUACAGAGAAUUAAAGCUUACUGGUCUCUUUGAUUCCAAAGAACGAUGAAAAUACUGGAUUGAACUCCGGCUUAUAAUUCUGAACUGAAAUUUAUAUUUUACGUGUAACUUUAUUUAAUAAGAAUAUUUUCUCAUAUUUAUUCAGGAUGUUUGCUGUUUGUGACAACUUUGGGUUAUUAAUGGUCAUUUUAGAUGAUAAUCAUGAUUUUAAGCUCACCUAGUCCUUCAAAACCAGUGAGCUUAAAGCCAUAUAGCAGGCAUCUACUAUUCAUCCAUACCUCAUCCAUCUGUCAACUAUUUUUUCCAAAUUGCUGUUUGUUGUAAACGAUUAAGCAGAUUUUGACCAUAUUUUGUCAGAAGCAUUCUUGGGGGUAAAGCAAGUAAAUUUGGUAUAAAUGGUGAAUCCCUAAGUGGCCUGAGGGGUAAGGCCCAAAAGGGGAAACAGAGUAAAUGCUUUAAAAAUCUUUUUCCUCCUGUAGGAAAGAUUAAAUUUGUCCCAAAUUUGGUCUGGAACAUUCUUGGGAAAAGGGGAAUUAAUUUUGUACAAACUGUGGGUCUUUGCCCCUAGGGGCAGGAGAGGCAGGGCCCAAUAGGGUAAUGAGCAUAUUAAUUAAAUUUAUUCUUCUGUAGGAAUGGUAGAAUUCUGUCUCAAUUUGAAAUGAAGCAUGAAUGGUUUUGCUGACCCACUAAGGAAAUUGUUUAUGCUGUGUGCUGGAAAUUUAGACUUAAUAGUCCUUUAGUUUGGAUGGAGCAGUUUCAGCCAAAGCCUGGUGAGCGAUACAGGCCUUCAGGCCCAAUGGGCCUCUUGCUUAUAUGUUGCUAGCAUCUUCAUGCCAGGCUUUGAUUUGACUUUACAGUAGUUCACCUAUGUUGCUUGACACUGAAAAAGUUUAGCAAAUGUUUUGUAAAAUGUCAGUUGUUUAAUAGUUAUCUUUGUUACUUACUAGUAGAUUCAUGUCAGAUUUUCAAACAGUUUUGAUUGGCAAUUUUUGUUUUUUGACUCACCUGCUCGAAUUGCAAUAAGCUUGGCAGAAAGGUCUAUCUGGCAUAAACCUUUCCUUUCAUACAACUUUUUCCUCAGUAACUAAAAGGCCAAGGGUACUGAUAUUGGGCCCUUAGCAUUAUAUUAGGCUACUAUGUUUCUCUUAUGGUGUCCUACAAAGUUUGCUAAAAGAAAUGACCUUGACCAGUCUUCAAAGUCACAGGGGUCAAAUGUGUUAAAACGUUUAAACAAUUUCUAAUGAAAUAUAGAAAAUCCUAGAAUCAUUAUAUUUGGCCAGUAUGUUCCUUUUAUGAAGUCUAAGAAAGUUUGCAAAACAGAAAUGACCUUGCCCCAUAGUCAAGGUAACAGGGGUCAAAUGUGUUAAACCUUUAAAUUGCAUUUUCUGAUGAUCCAAAACAUCUAGGAUAGUGAUAUAAUUCCAAAAUAGGUUCUCAAUGAUGCCUGGUAAUAUUUGAGACCAGAAAUGACCUUGACCCAUAUUCAAGGUCACAACAGUCAAAUGUGUUAAACCUUUGAACAACUUCUGAUUAAGCUAAAGGCUUAGGAUCAUAAUAUUUUUCCAAAACGUUCCCUUAAUGGUGCCCACAUAGUGUGUGAAAAAAUAGCUUGACCCAUAAUGAUAUUUAUGGUCAUUGGGGUUAGAUUUGGUAAAAUAGUUAAUCAACUUCUUCUGAUUAGCCAAAAACCCAUCAUAUUUGGCCAUUAAAGGCUUAUAUACAAAUGACUUAUUUUGGACUACUAAGGGACAGAACCCAUAUGGAGUAAUUUGUCAUAUUGCUUUAAGCAUCUACUGUGGAACAUAUGCACAGAUAUUGUACAGUUGGUCAUAAUGAUCCAGGUGAGUGAUACAGGCCCUCUGGGCCUCUUGUUAUGUUAACAGAUACAUGUAUAGGAUCAAUGAAGUAGUAAUGACAGUACAGAUACGUAUAUUUUCAAAUUUUCAUAUAUCUUUUCCAGUAAUUUGCAACCAAUGACAUAUUUGACCAAACUGUCAUUAUUACCUAUUAGAUAUAUGAUUGUGGCUUUCUUUAUACCCCCAUGCAAUGAAGUUGGAGGAGGGAGGGGUUCUACUGGAAUCAUCUGUCUGUCUGACUGUCUGAAGACAAAAACACACUUUAGCUGGCAUUCACUCAGUUUACAAUGGAAAUUUCUUGAUGUGCCCCUUAAAAUGACCUUGUGUUUUCCCCCCUUUCAGAGAGUUAUAUCCCUUUUAUUUAAAAAAUGAGCACAGUUUUUUCCCCGGAUGUGUAUGUUGAGAAAUAGCCAAUUUCAGAGCACUCAUUCACAGAACAGUACAAUUUAACAUAUUAUACAGGCUUUUUCCUUGUUUUUUUUUUCCUCUGGUAAUAUAGGUUGUCAUGGUAACAGGUAACUGUAAACAAGUUUUACUAUAAAUAGCCAUUUCUCCUUGGUAAUACAACUGAUUUUGUUAUUUGACUACGGUCAAACCAGUAGUUGGAUACAUAACAUGUUUCAGAAAUGAUUAUCAUGGAAGCACAAUCCCACUCUCUGAUCGGUCAAAAUUUAGAUGAUAUCUGAUUUUGACCAAUAUUUUGUAUAUAAGAGUAUUAGGCUAUGCAAAAAAUUAAUGUUCAAAUUUUUGUUUUGUUUUUUCUUUCUUGUUUUUCCCUAGUUUUUUUGUGGAGUUUUUUUUAUAUAGAGGUCUUUACAUCUCGGCAGUGGGGGGAUGGGGGUAACAUCAUGCAAGAUAUCUGAUUCAUAUUUAGCUGAUAGAUAUCGACAUGCAAAUUUUUAAGUUUAUUAAGAAUUCACAAUCAAGAAACAUGGAAACUUCGUAACAAUUGUGAAUGGAGACUUAUUUUCAAAUGAUGA
Messenger RNA from Ylistrum balloti, 3320 nucleotides. RefSeq names its product death-associated inhibitor of apoptosis 2-like. NCBI's taxonomy places the organism in Eukaryota, Metazoa, Mollusca, Bivalvia, Pectinida, Pectinidae. The record is from RefSeq and is a predicted model, not a curated record. Bases 29 to 517 code for a protein of 162 amino acids. Gene Ontology annotation, biological process: regulation of cell cycle. Gene Ontology annotation, cellular component: cytoplasm; spindle microtubule; nucleus. The transcript is spliced from 3 exons.